Messenger RNA from Dothidotthia symphoricarpi CBS 119687, 1374 nucleotides. RefSeq lists its product as uncharacterized. The record is from RefSeq and is a predicted model, not a curated record. Bases 1 to 1221 code for a protein of 406 amino acids. NCBI's taxonomy places the organism in Eukaryota, Fungi, Ascomycota, Dothideomycetes, Pleosporales, Dothidotthiaceae. The transcript has a single exon.
AUGUCCAAGGAACCUUUCGAUUUCUCGACAUGGGGCGGCUUCGAAGGUACUAGAAGCAGCUUGUUGCCUGCCCCCGCAAGGAGACGUUCAUCGCCGAAACGCAUCAACAGACGUGAUGGCGUAAUAAUGCCCGAUAUUAUGCGCCAAUACUCUUACUCCAGGGAGUUUGAGAUCAACUACGAAGACGUUAGUGGAGGGGCGGGGGGAGCAGGUCGUCAAACUCGCUUUGAUAGCAAGGUCGAUGGAGAGAGGCAAGACGACGACGCGCUCUCCUUCGAACGAGAGAGUCCCGGCACUGUGACUGUGGGCAAACUUUGCAUGCCUUCCCUGUCUCCCGCCACACAUGCUUCAUCCAGAUCGAAUCGGUCUCCGAGCGAUGGCACUUUCAGUGUCUUGAGCAGCGACAACGAAGACGACUGCGGCGGGCUCGCUUCGAUCGGUCAGUGGCAUUGUUGCAAGUGCGGCAAAAGGCACGAACUCUUGAGAUACUACAAAGGACCGCAUCUUGUUAGUAUCUUGCGAUGUGCAUGCCCACACAAGUCGUGCGAGGACUGCACAGUGAGCGGCCAGGUUCAAGUCUUCCGGCCCAUAUCAGAUUCGGCACCCAUCCCGUUCUCCGACGAGGAAGACAAAAGCUACAAGCGUUUACAUUACGGCGUGUGUUGCAGCGCCUGUGGUCUGUCAUGGCGGGUACAGAAGCGGAAAGUGGUGCAUCGAAGGUUCUCAAAGAUGUCGAUAUCAUUGCAUAUGCCGCACCCUCUCGAGAAGCUACGCAGUACGAAAUCGAUGAUCAAUCUUUCACGUCCUGACUACGAAGACUCGGCAUCUCGAACGACCUUCUUCCAACGAUUCUUCUCGAAGAGAGGCCAAACCCUGGGAGCGAUGGUCAAGUUCAGUGGUAUCAAGUGUACCUGUGGCGUUGUGACGGACGGCUCCUCACUGAUGUUCAAGGUCCUGGAUCUACCGAAGGCUAUAGAUGUGGCGAAGCCUGCGGGAAGGGAUGGAGAACAAACAACCCAGCCUCAGGCACUAGAUAAGCUUACCACAACACCAGAGCUUCAGGCUAGAGGUCACUGGUCACCGACUAUCCGUCUUCAGGGCGGUCUGCAUCCGAAUCCACUCAGAAGCAAUUUGGUAAACGAAAUGGCCUCACCAUCCAAGGGUUUGGAGGACGGACUGGACAAUCCACCUGCCGAUACUGUGCGCGACAACGAUUACUAGACGAUCGAUCGAACUGGAUGCAACCGAGUAGGCGCUCGGAUCUUGGUCGUAGCUGAUAUUUGCGGAGCCCAUGGAAUAGGCAAUAGUAGACGAUGUAAUAUGGCGUUUGCUUCUUGUAUGACCGGUGGAAUUUGGUUGGAUAAGGGUCAUGAU